This is a messenger RNA of Polypterus senegalus (gray bichir), 1610 nucleotides long. It is a transcript of the gene mrpl1, whose product is annotated as mitochondrial ribosomal protein L1. Lineage: Eukaryota; Metazoa; Chordata; Cladistia; Polypteriformes; Polypteridae. The coding region runs from base 67 to 1032 and encodes 321 amino acids. The record is from RefSeq and is a predicted model, not a curated record. The transcript is spliced from 9 exons.
UUGUUUUAGCCGAAUUAUUGUUUUCUCCACGGAACACUGUUAGUGGGGGACACCGCAGGUAUAAACAUGGCAGCGUGUGUGAGGCGCUUUGGUAAAGUUUUCAUUGAACAACGAACACAUUUGUUUGCUAGUAGUGUCCAUUAUCCUCCAAAUGGUCUUCCAGCUGGCCCACACAAGCUUUCAAAUAGAUACUUUGCUGCUAUCAAACCUGCAAAGAAAGAGGUGGAACAAAAUAAAAAGGAAAAACAACGAAAGGCUAUAGAAGAGAAAAGAGCAGAUUUGACUCGGCACAAGCCAUAUGGACUGACUGCUUGGAUACCCACUGAUGAUGUGUAUUUGACAAAAUAUUAUCCAAAGCCAGUCUAUGAAAUUGAUGUAGCGAUACAGAAAUUAAAAAAGUUCCAGGAAUUAGAUUUCACUGACCCCAAGCAAUAUGUUUAUAUUAAUCUGAGGCUUGAUAUGAAGCUUGAAAAAAAAAAAAAAGUGGAUUCAUUUGUCAGUACCAUUAACUUGCCGCAUCCUUUGAAGGAAGAUCUCAACAAGGUGCUUGUGUUCACAGAGAAUCCUGAAGAAACUGAAGUUGCUGAGAAGAAUGGUGCGUCUUUUGUAGGAGGCGAAGAACUUGUCCAGAAGAUUUUGGAUGAUGAAAUAAGUGCUGAUUUUUAUAUAGCAGUUCCAGCGAUUCUUCCAAAAAUAAUGGGCCUAAAAAAUAAGCUACGGAAAGUGUUUCCUAAAAGUAAAAGAGGUUCAGUUGGGACAAACAUUCCCAAAAUGCUUGAGCAUUUUAAGACUUGUUCUGAAUACAUGGUGGAGAAUGAUUGUUACAUCAAAACAAAGAUUGGAAUGCUUGAUAUGGAAAAAGAUAAGAUAAUUGCUAACAUGAGUGCAAUCAUUAAAGAUGUGUGCUCACACAAACCAGCGAGUUACGGUCCAUUUAUUGAAAGAGGGAUCAUUUGCAGUGCAACAAGUGAGGCAUUAAGAUUUAAGGUGAACUAUUUUCUUCCAGAACAUGAGGAUGUAAAAGAGACAUGACUGAUGAAUAUACAUUGUAUUGUUAAAAAUGUUUAUAGUUCUGCCAAUGUAUUAAAUACAUUUUGAUUUAAUAAAACUGUAACAAGGUGCUUUAUUUAAAAUCUUCAAAAUGCAAUUGCUAGGGCCCUGAAUUGGACCAUGUAUGAUAUUCGCAUUAGUUUGGUUUUUCUGUCACAAAUACCUGCUAUUAGUCAAUAAAGUCUUAAUGCCAGCAUCUCUCUGCACAGCUUACUCCAUGACAAGUCUUUGUUUUAUAAUUGUUUAUUUAGUUUUAUGACAUCUGCUCUUCAACUAUGUCUGUUUGUGAGACCCUAAUGCUUUGUAAAACUAGUUUUACCGACAUUAACUCUAUGAAAUGGACCAUGUGGUGCUUAACCGUGUUUAAGUGUCUGGUCUUGUUUUCUCUUGACGUAAAGUUAUGAAUUGGGUUUUUAAUUGCUGUUGAUUUAGUUUUUAUUUAUAACUAUACUGUAGUCCCUCAGGUUCUUUUCCAUAAGGUUUUACAUGGGGUAGGCUGAAUUGUGUGUUUUAUUAAAUUAAAAGCAUACUGCAUUUUUAAAGCAUUCUGGUUUAUCAUA